ACACUGCCUGCAAGAACCGACCCCUAGACCUUGUCUUCAUCAUAGACAGUUCCCGUAGUGUCCGACCUGAAGAGUUUGAGAAAGUGAAAAUCUUUUUGUCCAACAUGAUCGAUACUCUGGACGUUGGUGAAAGAACAACCCGUGUGGCAGUGAUGAAUUACGCCAGCACGGUCAAGGUAGAGUUUCCCCUCCGGACCUACUUUGACAAAGCAUCUAUGAAGGAGGCCGUGUCUCACAUUGAGCCCUUGUCUGCUGGCACAAUGACCGGCCUUGCCAUCCAAACCGCCAUGGAUGAAGUCUUCACUGAGGAAAUGGGCACCCGGCCAGCAACCUUCAAUAUCCCCAAGGUGGUCAUUGUUGUGACAGAUGGACGGCCACAAGACCAGGUUCAAGAUGUGGCAGCAAGCGCCCGCACAGCUGGCAUCGAGAUCUAUGCAGUUGGGGUAGACCGGGCAGACAUGCAGUCCCUGAGGAUCAUGGCCAGUGAACCGCUGGAUGAACACGUCUUUUAUGUGGAGACGUACGGUGUGAUCGAAAAGCUGACAUCCAAAUUCAGAGAGACUUUCUGUGCUGCAAACGUGUGCGCACUUGGGACCCACGACUGCGAGCAGGUCUGCGUGGCGAACGGCGCAUCCUACCUUUGCGACUGCUAUGAAGGCUACACUCUCAACCCAGAUAAGAGAACCUGCUCAGCUGUGGACGUGUGUGCACCUGGAAGGCACGAGUGUGAUCAGGUCUGUGUGAGUAACAACGGCUCCUAUGUCUGUGAAUGCCAUGAGGGCUACACCCUGAAUCCUGAUAAGAAGACUUGCUCAGCCAUAGACGCAUGCACACCUGGAAGACACGACUGUGCACAAAUCUGUCUGAGUAACGAUGGAUCCUACAGCUGUGACUGCUUUGAAGGGUACACUCUGAAUCCAGAUAAGAAGACUUGCUCAGCUGCCGACAUGUGUGCACCUGGAAGGCAUGACUGCGAGCAGGUCUGCGUGAGAGAUGAUCUGUUCUAUACCUGCGACUGCUACCAAGGCUACACCCUGAAUCCGGACAAGAAGACGUGCUCAAGAGUCACAACAAGCAGUCUCAUAACAACAGAGGAGUCCUGCAAGUGUGAAGCCAUAGCUGCCCUGCAGGACUCGGUCACCUCACGGCUUGAAGCUCUGUCCACAAAAUUAGAUGAAGUGUCUGAGAAGCUGCAGGUGUAUCAAGGCAGACAGCAGGUUGUCUGA
Messenger RNA from Pterocles gutturalis (yellow-throated sandgrouse), 1226 nucleotides. It is a transcript of the gene MATN3, whose product is annotated as matrilin 3. The transcript has 7 exons. NCBI's taxonomy places the organism in Eukaryota, Metazoa, Chordata, Aves, Pterocliformes, Pteroclidae. The annotation marks the transcript as partial. The record is from RefSeq and is a predicted model, not a curated record. Gene Ontology annotation, molecular function: calcium ion binding.